Messenger RNA from Neospora caninum, 1614 nucleotides. RefSeq names its product putative Wd repeat protein. Gene Ontology annotation, molecular function: protein binding. Lineage: Eukaryota; Apicomplexa; Conoidasida; Eucoccidiorida; Sarcocystidae. The transcript is spliced from 13 exons. The record is from RefSeq and is a predicted model, not a curated record. The coding region runs from base 1 to 1614 and encodes 537 amino acids.
AUGGGGAAACGCACAGGGGGAGAUAAGGCUUCGCCUGAGGAAGAACUGCCGGGUGCGUCUGCGGCUCCGCAUGCACAAGAUCACCAAGACGGAAGAGACAGGAAAAGGAAGACAAAGGAGGGCGAAGAGCGCCGCGAAGAAGAGGGAGAAGAAGGUCUAGAGUUUGAGGAUCCCUUCGGCGACGAAUAUGACGAAGAGGACGAGCUCGCUGCGCAGAUGAAAGCGGACGACUCAGACAGCGAUGCAGAAUCUGAGAUGGAAGACGACAACGACGGAGAUACGGAGGCGACUGGAAAGGAAGAUGGAAAAGUUGUAACUCGCGCGUGGCGACCAGGAAUCGACAGCCUUGCAGAAGGUGAAGAGCUGGAUUUCGAUCCCUCUGCUUACGAGAUGCUACACCGCGCUACGAUGGAGUGGUCGUGUCUAUCUUUCGAUAUCCUUCGCGAGCCGCAUGGAGUGCACCGCACAAAACCGCCCCACACCGCAUAUGUCGUCGGCGGCACGCAGGCAGAAACUUCCUCCGGGAAUCGGCUCUUCAUCAUGAAAUGGAGCGACUUGCACAAAACGAAUAAAGACGCGCGCGACAGCGACGACGACUCGAGCGACGAUAGCGACGACGAAGGAUCUGAUGAAGACCCGAAACUCGAGUUUCGAAUCAUCGCGCACAAGGGGACCGUCAAUCGCGUCAGAUGCUGCCCGCAGAUGAAUCGCCUGGUUGCUACCUGGUCAGACGUCGGCGAAGUGAACGUGUGGGACAUCGACAAGCAGGUGAAACGCCUCGACGACCCUGGCGCCGCCGGUCCGCCUCCGACUCCCCAGCAGCCGCCAAAGUUCACCUACAAGGACCACGGCGUGGAGGGCUAUGCCAUCGACUGGAAUCCUGUCCACACUGGCAAACUCCUCUCGGGCGACAUCGAGGGCGGCGUGUGUCUGUGGGAGCCUCAAGCGGGAGGAUGGGCCGUCUCGAAAAUCAUGCAUGCAUCCAAGAAGAAAAAGAAGGGCGCGCCGGCGCGGUUCACAGGCGUCUCGGAGGGCGCAACCGUUGAGGAAACGCAGUGGAAACUCGGCGGAAGUGGAGCCGGCGAUGUCUUCGCCACGGCUUCCAACGAUGGCGGCAUCAGAAUUUACGACACGCGAAGCAGCACGGGGGCCCCGUCUCUCGCUCUCGUCCACGCACACGCCUCGGACGUGAACGCGCUUCGAUGGUCUCCUGUUCACCACGACCUUCUUCUUUCUGGAGACGAGGAUGGAUGCGUGAAGGUGUGGGAUGAACGGUAUGGGGACGUGCCUCUCGUCGUCAUGCAGUGGCACAAGAAACCCAUCACGUCGGUGGACUGGCACCCCACAGACGAGGCGACAUUCGCGACCUCGUCGUUGGACGACAGCGUCGCUCUCUGGGACAUGUCGGUUGAAGUUGACGAAGACGCUGAAGAGCGGGAGAAAGGCGGGAUGGCAACGGAGAAGAGCGACGACGCGAAAAUGCCCGAACAGCUUAUGUUCGUCCACAUGGGCCAGGAGCACAUUUCCGAGAUCAAAUUCCACCCGCAAAUUCCCGGCGUCGUCAUCUCCACUGCAUGCGAUGGCUUCAACUUCUUCAAGACCUGCAACAUUUAA